ACAUAAAUUAAUAUAUAACGAAUAAUUAAAAUUAAUAAUAAUAUUUUCAUAAAAUAUUUGUCUUGAAAAAUAUAAAAUUAUUAAUCCAGAAAAACCACAAUUACAAAAUGGGGCCAAAAAAAAAAAAAGAAACACAUAUGACAAUCCAAAAGAAAGUAAAUUAAAUAAUUUAUAUAAUAUAAUAUUAACACAUUAAUAAUAUAGUAUGAUAAUGACUUAUCAACUCCCACCACCAUCACUGACAUCACCGACAUCAUUAUCAUCAUCAAACUUAUCUUGUUUUUCAAGCCAAUAAGUUAAAAAAAAAAAUUAAAAAAACGAGAAAUCAUAACGGUAUUUAUCGUGACAGUAGAUUGUACAACAACAAGUUAGUGCCACAUUAGUUUUAUUAAAAAUAAAUAUAAAAUAAAUAUGACGACAUCAACAAAAGAUUGUACUGGUUGUGGACCUGGUUAUAAAAGUCCAAAAGUAGCAAUAAAUGCACCAAGAGAAAAAAUUUUAUACGUUGCUUGUGUUCAUACUGAUGACAACAAGCCAGAUGUUCUUGCAACAAUUGAUGUUGAUCCAGAAAGUUCCACUUAUACACAGAUUAUUCACAAGCUAAGAAUGCCAUAUGUUGGUGAUGAGCUUCAUCACAGUGGUUGGAAUAUUUGUAGCAGUUGUCAUGAUUCAAAACGUCUUCGUGAUACACUUGUAUUACCUGGUUUAAUGUCUGAUCGUGUAUAUUUUAUUGAUACAAAAAAUGAAAAAUUACCAUUUAUUAAAAAAAUAUUAGAACCAAAUGAAAUGCAUAAAUAUGGUUUAUCAACACCACAUACAACUCAUUGUUCACCAACUGGUGAAAUUAUUAUUUCAACAAUGGGAAAACCAAAUGGUGAUGCACUUGGUGAUUUUUUAUGUAUUGAUAGUGAAAGUUUAGAGGUUAAAGGAAGCUGGACAAAAGGAAAUGAAAAAGCAAAAUUUGGAUAUGAUUUUUGGUAUCAGCCAUAUCAUGAUGUUCUUAUUUCAACUGAAUGGGGUGUACCAAAAAUAUUUAAGCAAGGUUUUCAUAUUGAGGAUCCAGCUGAUACAAAUGUUUAUGGUAGAAGUUUAAAUAUUUAUUCUUGGAAAGAAAAAAAAUUACAACAAGUUAUUAAUCUUGGUGAUGAAGGAAUAACACCAUUGGAAAUAAGAUUUCUUCAUGAUCCAAAAGCUGCUGAGGGUUUUGUUGGCUGUGCUGUAUCAUCAAAUGUAUUUAGAUUUUUUAAAGAAUCAAAUGGACAAUGGAAAGCUGAAAAAGUAAUUGAUGUACCAUCUAAAAAAGUUGAUGGUUGGCUUGAUUCUAAUUUACCAGGAAUGAUAUCUGAUAUUUUAAUAAGCCUUGAUGAUAAAUAUUUGUAUUUUAAUAAUUGGCUACAUGGUGAUGUAAGACAGUAUGACAUAACAAAUCGUGCAAAACCAAUAUUAGUUGGUCAAAUAUUUUUAGGUGGUUUAAUACUUGAAGAUUCAAAGAUUCGCGUUACAAAAGAUGAUGAACUUGAUAAAUCACCAAAAGCAACAUUUAUUAAAAAUCGUAGAUUAUAUGGUUCACCACAAAUGUUUCAAUUGAGUCUUGAUGGACGUAGAUUAUACAUAACAACAUCAAUUUUUAAACCUUGGGAUAAACAAUUUUAUCCUGAUCAUGUUCUAAAUGGAUCGACAAUGGUAAAACUUGAUAUUGAUAUUGUUAAUGGUGGUUUAACAUUGGAUAAAAAUUUUCUUGUUGAUUUUGGAGCUGAUAAAAAUGACAUUCUUCUUGCUCAUGAAAUCAGAUAUCCUGGUGGUGAUUGUACAUCUGACAUAUGGCUUCCAGAAGACCAAAUAAAUAACACUAAAUAAAUAAUAAAAACAAUCAAUAAUAAAAAAAAAUAAAUAAUCAUUGAAUAUAAUUAAAUAA
Molecule: messenger RNA, 1915 nt
Organism: Aphidius gifuensis
Lineage: Eukaryota; Metazoa; Arthropoda; Insecta; Hymenoptera; Braconidae
Product: methanethiol oxidase
Exons: 6
Coding region: 412-1857 (481 amino acids)
Molecular function (GO): selenium binding
Source: RefSeq, a predicted model, not a curated record